UGAACUGUCGUCAGUCGGAUGAUCAUCAUUCCGGGCGAUUGUGAGAGAGAACCCUGACCUUAUCCACUACACCUGACAUAAAAUCGCUCUUACUGGAUUUUGUUUUGAUUAUACGGAUUUUGGGAGCUGAAUGGACCUCCAUAUCACUCAUGGCUGACCGAAUUAUAUAUUUAAAAUGGUCUUUCCACUAGUUCAAGCAACGUGUCUGUUUCAAUAACAUGUUUUACAAAGCCGAGCUGUCAUCGACGUGUUAGCCGGCGAGCUAAACAACAAACUCGUGCCCAGAAAAUAAUAAUAAUAUUUGCAGCACAUCACCUUGACAGCAAUCAUUUUCUCUGGAUUUUUGUUUUUGCUCAGCGCUACAGCAUUUCCUACAUGGUUUAUACUUGUUUUCAGUAUAACGGAGGUGAAAAAGGGACCUGUCUACAAUCUGGGAAAUAUCUGAGCUGCUAAUCCAAUCUUUUCCCAGUCAAAUCGAGUGGGAUCCAUACGUGAGAUUCCAGUUAUCUUAAUGUGGAUGUAAAAUGCUGAUCAUGUUACCCAUGGUGAUGGUUGCUCUAAACAAAUAUUAUUCCACGGCUCCAUCUGGAACUCCUCUUGAGUCUGUCUCUGUUGGGGAUCUGCCGUGAUGUAGUGUUGUUUUAUUGGAUGAUGAUGAUGAUGAUGAUGAUGAUGAUGAUAGAGAGUAGCAUGCUAACGUGUCUCAUAUGUGACAGGCAGGUGAGGCAACAGAAAGAGGAAGUGUGUGGGGAAAAAAUGGACUUGAUCAGUCUUCCUAAAUCAGUCAUGUUUUAAUAGACACUGUUGAACCGAAAAGCAUCUCAGAAAUGCACCAGAGCUGCAUCCAUCCAAGUGAGACAUUUAGAUAAGAACAGGAACUCUGAAGUCACUGAGCUGGAACUGAAUGUAUUUAAAACUGUGAGUGUUCCAGAAUCUGUACUGAAUUUUAUUUUUUCCCAAUAAAUCUGGAAAUUAUGGACCAGUAGUCGAUGAGCAAUUGCCGUAUACACAUCUAAGGCAGCAAAGACUGUAGUGAUACACCUGUUUGUGUAUUUUGGAGUUUUGCCUUCAUCAGUGGGAUGGUUGGGAGCAGUCCAUUGUGACACCUGUGGAUUAGAGCCAUGUGGGGAUUGUGGAUGCUUCUGUCUGCAACAAUGUUGCAUACUUUUUUGCUGCUGCUUCUUAUAGGAACCUUCAUCAGGCCAUCUCAGCCCAUGACCAGAGAAGAGAAGAACAAGCUGAGAAACCAAGUUCUGGAAAUGUUUGACCACGCUUAUCAGAAUUACAUGGACCAUGCCUACCCUGCAGAUGAGCUGAUGCCUUUAACUUGCCGUGGCCGAGUACGUGGACUAGAGCCCAGUCGAGGGGAUAUAGAUGAUGCCCUGGGGAAGUUCUCCCUCACCCUCAUUGAUACUCUUGACACUCUUGCGCUGUUAAAUAAGACGGUGGAGUUUGAGAAGGCAGUGAGGAGAGUGGUGACAGAUGUACGGUUGGAUAAUGACAUUGUGGUGUCUGUCUUUGAGACCAAUAUCCGGGUGCUGGGAGGGCUGCUGGGUGGCCACUCCAUGGCCAUCAUGCUGAAAGAAAGUGGCCAAAUGCUCUGGUAUCAGGAUGAGCUGUUGCAUAUGGCAAAAGAUCUUGGGCUUAGACUGCUGCCUGCAUUUAACACCAGCAGUGGGCUGCCUUACCCUAGAGUGAACUUGCGUCAUGGAGUCCGUGGACCCGAGACCCGUACAGGCACUGAGACAGACACCUGCACUGCCUGUGCUGGUACAAUUAUCCUGGAGUUUGCAGCUUUAAGCCGCUUUACUGGGGACCCAACAUUUGAGGCUCAUGCGAGAAGAGCUCUGGACUUCCUUUGGGAAAAGAGACAGAGGAACAGUAAUCUAGUCGGAACAACCAUCAACAUCCACUCCGGAGAGUGGGUCCGCAGGGACAGUGGUGUUGGGGCAGGCAUUGACUCCUAUUAUGAGUACUUAAUGAAGGCGUAUAUAUUAUUGGGAGAUGACCAAUUCCUGCAACGCUUUAACACUCACUAUGCAUCCAUAAUGAAGUAUAUCAGCCAGCCUCCUUUGCUACUGGAUGUUCAUAUCCACAAACCCCUGCUGCCAGCCCGCACCUGGAUGGACUCCUUGCUUGCCUUUUUCCCUGGAUUGCAGGUGUUGAAGGGGGAUAUCCGCCCAGCCAUUGAGACACAUGAAAUGCUUUAUCAGGUCACCAAGAAACACAACUUCCUCCCUGAGGCGUUCACCACUGAUUUCAGGGUUCACUGGGCUCAGCACCCCCUGCGGCCAGAGUUUGCAGAAAGCACCUACUUCCUCUAUAAGGCCACCAAGGAUCCAUAUUACCUGGAGGUAGGGCGGAGCAUACUGGAGAACCUGAAUCGCUUUGCUCGAGUUCCUUGUGGCUUUGCUGCUAUGAAGGAUGUGAGGACGGGGAGUCACGAGGACCGCAUGGACUCGUUUUUCCUGGCAGAGAUGUUUAAGUACCUGUUCCUGCUAUUUGCUGAAGAGGAGGAUUUGCCUUUUAAUGUGGAGGACUAUGUUUUUACCACAGAAGCUCAUCUGCUCCCUCUCUCCCUUUCAACUGCCUCAAACUCACAGCCACCCUCAGUGGUCAACAAUAUGGCUGGAGAAGAGCUUGAUGACGCAAAUUUUGAGUGGACUUGCCCUAACACCCGCCUCCUCUUUCCUGACCCAGCCUUCCCACGCAAUCUUCGAGAACCAAUCAGGAGUGCAGUGGACAAGAGCUGUCCACGCCCAGCCGCCAUUCGAGAGCCUGGUAUGGGCCUUCCUCCUCUGAGGGCUCAGGACUUCAUGGCCAACAAUCCUGAACACCUGGAACUGCUGAGGCGGAUGGGUGUGAGUCUUAUCCACCUAAAGGACGGUAGAGUGCAACUUGUCCAGCAUGCCACACAGGCAGUGAGUGCAGUUGCUGCAGAGGACGGAAUGCGGUUUAUGCAGGAGAUGAUGGAGCUCUCCAGCCAGCAGCAGAAAGAGCAGCUUCCUCCACGAGCUGUUCAGAUUGUGUCACACCCCUUUUUUGGUAGAGUCGUACUGACCGCAGGCCCUGCGCAGUUUGGAUUGGAUCUUUCCAAGAGUAGUUCUGGAGUGCGUGGGUUUGUAACUGUAGCAGAGCCCUACAACGGCUGUUCUGAGUUGACUAACGGUGAGAUUGUCGCUGGCCGUAUUGCUCUGCUGCAGAGAGGCCAGUGCAUGUUUGCAGAAAAGGCCAGGCACAUUCAGAAAGCCAGGGCCAUCGGAGGCAUCGUUAUUGAUGAUAACGAGGGCAGCAGCAGUGACACAGCUCCAUUGUUCCAGAUGGCAGGAGAUGGGCGGAACACGGAUGAUGUCAUUUUACCGCUCCUCUUCCUCUUCCACAAAGAGGGCAACAUCCUGUUGGAGGCUCUUAAGGAAUACAGCGAGGUAGAGGUGCUGCUCAGCGAUAAAGCACGAGACCGAGAAGCCAUAUUUAAAGGGAAAGCCCUCCAGGGCGCCCUAUUGGAUGGCAGUACAGAUGGAGCAGAGGAAGAGGACUGCUCCACAGAGGAGAAGGACCAAAGUUCUCACACCUCCUCUGAACCUCUCGACGAAUCAAAAGUCACUACUCAGGAACAGGUAGCAGAUGACUCAGUUGUGGAGCAGGAGUCAGUUCAGCCAGCGGAGGGACUUGACAGUUAUGUCCCUGUGGAUGUAGGGGAGGAGACCGCAGGGGAUGGAGACUCAGAUAGCCAGUCGGUGGACUCUCUGAUGGCUGACUGGCAGGAGGACUUGGAAGCAUUUAAGCAGAUGGAGAAGGAUGAGCUUUGACAUUUCCCUCCAUCUCUGACUGUGCUAGUUUGUCUCAGCCAUAGCACACACUGACAAAUUAGUUCUGCCAUAUAUGAAAUAUAUCAGACAGGUGCGACUAAGUACUCUUGCUAAAAGAGCUCAUUUUCUACAACCAGUUCUCAGGGGCUUCACGUAUUUCCAAACUGUUGCCUUCAACUGAAGGCUGAAGAACUGUGUUGAAGAUCUCAUCCACACAUUAUCACUCUCUCUUUCUGUCAGCAUAGGGUACACAAUCUCUCUUCUCCUGUUUUUGUCUUCCUUCUCACAAAUCGAUUCUCUGUUUAUUGAAGUGCAGGCUUAAAACAUCUGUGCUGAUAAAUCAUUUGAAGGACUGAUUCAUUUUAUGGCUGCUUUAACACUGAUGAAUUGCUUUUUGAAAUAGGAUUCAUGCUCGAUUCUUGCCUCAAUUUGCAGGGUAUUAAUCAACAGUUGAAAAAAAAAAAAGGAAAUAAGAGGACCUUUGUGGAAUGAUUUAAGUAUAUGUGUAUGUUUGAGUGUUUGUAUUUGUAUUGUUUUUUAUUUGUAAGAGAAUCAGACUGGGGCUCGCAUCGAUUAAAAACCACUCACUUCUAAAAGCUCCUCAGAACUCAAAACCUUCCGCAUUAAGUAUUUAAUGGUCUUACACAUUCAAUCCAGCUAAUAACUUCAUGAUGAGGUCUCUUGAAGAUGAGAAUUAAACGAGAUGAAAACUUUGCA
Myxocyprinus asiaticus (Chinese sucker) is the source of this 4526-nucleotide messenger RNA. Its product is annotated as ER degradation-enhancing alpha-mannosidase-like protein 3. Gene Ontology annotation, cellular component: membrane; endoplasmic reticulum. Gene Ontology annotation, biological process: mannose trimming involved in glycoprotein ERAD pathway; endoplasmic reticulum mannose trimming; carbohydrate metabolic process. Gene Ontology annotation, molecular function: calcium ion binding; mannosyl-oligosaccharide 1,2-alpha-mannosidase activity. NCBI's taxonomy places the organism in Eukaryota, Metazoa, Chordata, Actinopteri, Cypriniformes, Catostomidae. The transcript is spliced from 21 exons. Bases 1122 to 3809 code for a protein of 895 amino acids. The record is from RefSeq and is a predicted model, not a curated record.